UCAUUCGCACCUAUGGACUUAAUUGUUAUCAGAUAUGGCAACCAAAACAACAACCAUAGCAUAAAAACGGGUUAUGCUUAAAAUCGAUAGAUAGGCUAAAGUAAAAUACUGAGAAAACCCACUCGGACGGACGCACCUUCCUACGUUUACUGCUGUCCUGCAAUACAACCGUUUUAAGAGGCGACUAUUUGAGUAGUUGCAUAUCAUUGGUACCUUUGCAAGGUAAGGAAACACAGGUUAAGACAAGCAACAUUUCAGGGGAGGGGAUAACGCUAGCAGAAAGUUCUAUAGCCUCACCAGUCAUCAUCAUGCCGAGGUAUAACUUUUUUCUGUGUUUGAUGGUUUAUGUUUGUCUGGGACUGUCUGGGAGUGACGAACCUAACCUUUUUCUGCCACCAACGAGCGAGAUGCCCACGGACGCCGGGCUGUCGCUCCUUGAUGAGGAGGCAGGCGCUCACGAAUGUUCAGCAUGCGUUUGGAGAGAGCAAAGUAAAGUCCUGAGGCUGGAAACCAUCAAAUCUCAGAUCCUGAGCAAGCUGCGGCUCAAGCAGGCUCCUAACAUUAGUCGGGAGGUGGUGAAGCAGCUGCUCCCAAAGGCGCCCCCGCUCCAGCAGCUUCUGGACCAUCACGACUUCCAGGGAGACGCGUCCUCCCAGGAUGAGUUUAUGGAGGAGGACGAAUAUCACGCCACUACAGAGUCCGUCAUCACUAUGGCCUCGGAGCCGGAGCCCUUGGUGCAGGUGGACGGCAAGCCCAGCUGCUGCUUCUUUAAGUUCAGCCCCAAACUCAUGUUCACCAAGGUGCUGAAGGCUCAGCUGUGGGUGUACCUUCGGCCGCUGCAGCAGACUUCGACCGUCUACCUGCAGAUCCUCAGGCUGAAGCCUGUCACGGAGCAGGGCAGCCGCCACAUCCGCAUCCGCUCAUUGAAGAUCGAGCUCAAUUCACGUGUGGGCCACUGGCAGAGUAUCGACUUCAAGCACGUGCUGCAGAACUGGUUCAAGCAGCCGCACACCAACUGGGGAAUCGACAUCAAUGCCUUCGACGAGAGCGGCAACGACCUGGCAGUGACCUCGCUGAGACCAGGGGAGGAAGGGCUGCCGUUCCUGGAGGUUAAGGUUCUCGAGACGACCAAACGUUCCCGACGUAACCUGGGACUGGACUGUGACGAGCACUCCACCGAGUCCCGCUGCUGCCGCUACCCGCUGACGGUGGACUUUGAGGCCUUCGGCUGGGACUGGAUCAUUGCUCCUAAGCGCUAUAAAGCCAACUACUGCUCGGGCCAGUGUGAAUACAUGUUCAUGCAGAAGUACCCACACACCCACCUGGUACAACACGCCAACCCCAGAGGCUCAGCAGGGCCCUGCUGCACCCCCACCAAGAUGUCACCCAUCAACAUGCUCUAUUUCAACGACAAGCAGCAGAUCAUCCACGGCAAGAUCCCUGGUAUGGUGGUAGACAGGUGUGGCUGCUCUUAGGCCCAACGGAAGUCAUGCAUACUCAUGCACACCCAACUCUGCAUUAUUUCCACCCAGAACCCUGACUGAGACCUCCUCUGGCAGCAGACUCUCACUCCCCUCUCCCCAGACUCUCACUCCCCUACCCCAGACUCUCACUCCCCUCUCCCCAGACUCACUCCCCUCCCCUCUCACUCCCCUCCCCUCCCAAUCCCCUCUCCCCAGACUCUCACUCCGCCAUAAAACAUCCCACUGGACCUACAUUCUCUUAGUUAUUGAUUUUAGUCAAACAUGUAAAAAGGUCAUAUGAAAUGAAGAUAGGAGUGAGGCUGAGUGGUAGAAAUAUAUAAAUAUAUAGACGAUUAUGAAGGGGCUCUCUGUGGAGCAGCUUAAGAAAUUGAUGGUAAAUAAGACAACUAUGUUUUUGUUAGUUUUUCUUUUUCUUUGAAAAGAUUGUGUCUUUAUUGAGAUGUCCUGGAUAGUGGAUCCAGACUGAUGGAGGGAGACAUUUCUAAAGCAGUUACAGUAUAUUAUCAUUUUUCCACAACUUUUACUUUUAGCAUCAUUACAACAAACACAUCCCUUGUCUACUUUUAGACUAAAAGUUCAUGAAAUGAAUCCAAAAUGUUGUUUAAGAAAAUAGUAAUGUCCUAGAGAUUGUGUUGAGAUCCAAAAGCAAACUCUGUGCCCUCUGUAGGUGUAACUACCACCCCAGUGUGACAUUCUUGAGAAUCCAAGAACCCUUUCACAGUUACUUUGAUCUUAUUUUACCUGUAAUCUUGUAAAACAUUAACAUAAGAAAAUAGUUUUCACUACCUUAAUGUGAACAGGAAAGGGUUUGUUAUACACUUUCUCCCUAUGUUUUACUGCAGAAGCUCACAUAACAGUUUAGAUUACCUCCAAUAUCAACCUGUGCACAAAGUUUAGAUGAACUAAGACAUGUCAAAGUAACUCUUAAAACUGUGUGUGUGGUCUAGAUUAAGAACACACAAAGAAAUCAGGUUUUGGCUUGUUAGAUCUUUGUAUAGAUCAUCUUUUAUAUGUAAUAGACUAAAUCCAAGAGCAUUUUAAAAUCAACAAUAUGGGAAUCAUGCAAGGGUGCCAGUUUACACUACUGUAAUUGUCAGAUUAUUUUGUAUGGA
Messenger RNA from Oncorhynchus masou masou (cherry salmon), 2596 nucleotides. Its product is annotated as growth/differentiation factor 11-like. The transcript has 3 exons. Lineage: Eukaryota; Metazoa; Chordata; Actinopteri; Salmoniformes; Salmonidae. The record is from RefSeq and is a predicted model, not a curated record. Gene Ontology annotation, cellular component: extracellular region. The coding region runs from base 309 to 1475 and encodes 388 amino acids. Gene Ontology annotation, molecular function: growth factor activity; cytokine activity.